Haliotis rufescens (red abalone) is the source of this 1168-nucleotide messenger RNA. RefSeq lists its product as uncharacterized. The coding region runs from base 76 to 1011 and encodes 311 amino acids. Lineage: Eukaryota; Metazoa; Mollusca; Gastropoda; Lepetellida; Haliotidae. Gene Ontology annotation, molecular function: carbohydrate binding. The record is from RefSeq and is a predicted model, not a curated record. The transcript is spliced from 5 exons.
CGCAUGUGGAUAUGAUGUGCUGGGUCACAAGCUUUGAUUGAGGCGUAAGAUUUUGCUCUGUGCGCCGUAAUCACUAUGAAAGUGUUUCAUACGUCUAACCUCGCUUUAUUUGGAUUCAAUUUGUCGUAUGUCUUAACUCUAUUAACGUACAACACGGACAGCUGCACUAAUGCGACUUUCUACAGAAGAUUGGAGAUGGAUGAUCUGAUGUUUGCCGGGAGUCUGAUAGAAGAGAUCAACCUAGUGGACAUGAGGGCUGAGUGCUUCUCUCAGUGUCAGUGGCGGGUAACGUGUAACAUGGUCUUGUACAACCCCCUUAUUAGAAAGUGUAAAUUGUACACUGAAGCCUUUGAUUCGAGCAGUGAUGACUCUGUUGAAACCGGAUGGGAGUACUAUGGAAUUUCAUGUGCCGACUUUACACUUGAAUAUGCACGUACAGAUGUUAACGUCAUCAACACUGACCCUAAAGAUGUCUGCAACACCAACAUCGUUGCCUCCGAUGACAACACGUCAUCCUGUUAUACAGGUGCAUCAUGGAAAGUGGUACCAGUCAAGUGUGUGUCAUGCUAUAUAGGCAUGGCAAGGCAAUCCAUGAUUCCAUCCAUGGAUUAUUCAGAAGAUUUGAACUUUGACCUUGCUGCAGGGAUGAAGCUGAGACUGGCAUUGUCAGGAGACACGACUGAGUACAACCAAAUUGUGUUUGAAGCCCCUAACACGGACCGUGUGUACCUGUUGUCUUUGAGAUGGAGCAGCAGCCCAACUCGAGCCGUCUUCAAUGCACGGCAGGGAGGAGUCUAUAGUAGAGAAGAAGAAGAGCUUGGUAUUUCAGUCACUGACAUAAGCAACUACGUCAUUGAAAUCCACAUCAGUGAGUCUGAUUUUAUGACGUAUGCUGACGGGAUUCUGUUGAUGACCAACCAGAUGCGGCUCCCUGUCACUGGUGUCCGACGUGUCACUGUACGAGGUCUCACGGCACUACACAGUUUCCACAUUGGCUAUGUGCUGUGCUGAUUUCCACUCAUGACAUUCCACAAUUACCCUGCAUCAAGAUAUGACUCUGUGUAGACAUCGUUUCUGUAUGUGAGGCCUUCAAACAUGACCACACCGAUUAUGUUUCUAGGUUUGUCGGCACCACACCCGUGCCUGUGGGUUUCACCGAAGCGGUAAA